AUGGCCGAAGAAGCAAUAAUCCGCCAUGCACGUCGUGAAGACAUCCCCGGAAUCCUAACCCUCAUCCACGAACUCGCAGCCUACGAACACGAAUCCGCCUCUGUACUCGCCACUCCCUCCUCCCUCUCCAAAACUAUUGCUUUUGCUCCCUCCCCACUCGUAUCCCCUGCAAACACCACCCCUUCGACCGGAGAUGCUAUAUCUCCUACUCGACCCGCGCGUUGUCUACUUGUAUUUCCUCCCUCAUCCCCUUCUUCUGCUUCCCAACCCCCCGAACCAAUAGGAAUGGCGCUAUAUUUCUACAAUUACUCAACCUGGCGCGCUUCAGCGGGUAUCUAUCUCGAGGAUUUGUAUGUACGGGAAAGCGAGCGGGGGAAGGGUUAUGGAUCGAGAUUGUUAAGUAUUUUAGCGAAGGAGGUUGUGGAUAUGGAGGGAGGGAGAUUGGAAUGGAGUGUGUUGAAGUGGAAUGAACCUAGUAUUGAAUUUUAUGAGGGGAAGAGUGUGGGUGCCAAGGCGAUGGAUGGGUGGCAGACAAUGAGGGUUGAUGGGGAGGCAUUGAUGAAGUUGGCGGAAAAAGCUCAGUAG
This is a messenger RNA of Botrytis deweyae, 585 nucleotides long. RefSeq lists its product as uncharacterized. The record is from RefSeq and is a predicted model, not a curated record. The coding region runs from base 1 to 585 and encodes 194 amino acids. Gene Ontology annotation, biological process: protein acetylation. NCBI's taxonomy places the organism in Eukaryota, Fungi, Ascomycota, Leotiomycetes, Helotiales, Sclerotiniaceae. The transcript is spliced from 2 exons. Gene Ontology annotation, molecular function: N-acetyltransferase activity.